CAUCAAGAAAAAGCAUCUUAAUUUAAGAAUUUUUAUUUAGAUAUUUAUACUGAAAACAAGACAAAAAUACUAAGUAAGAAAGUCUUUUUUUUGCAGUGAACAUGAGGGUGAGUAAAUGAUGACAGAAUUUUCAUUUUUGGGUGAACUAUUCCUUAAAGCACUUUAUGAUGCGGGAUCGUCUGAGACAAAUAGACAGGUGGUCUAAUAAAUUUGUUAAACAGUGUAUAUAUUGUAUGAUAUACACUUUAAAAUAAAUGCAGCAUGAAGUUAAAACAACUUGGAAACUGUUUAACCUAAUUUGUUAAAUUAUAAAGUAGCAUAAAAAUAUAUGUUAAUUUGACAAAAAUGCUGCAUCUUUUUUACAGUGUAGAAAAAAUUCUCCUUUCUCUUUCUUCUCUCUUUCCUCUUUUUCUCCUUCAAUAUUAGGUCGAAAAUUUGUUGAAACUUUUAUAUUAUUGUCUCUGAAAUCGUUUCCCUUACUGUUAUACAUCACUUUGGAUAAAAGCAUUUCCAUAAAUGCCUAAAUGUAAAAGUCAGCUCCCCUAACCAAAGCAAAACCAUAUUAAUUAAUGUAUGUCCAUGUUCCACUAACAUUUCACACCUUAGUAUCCAAAUACAAUUUGCCUUUGAAAACUUAAAUUACGUAAUUUAAAGCCAAGCAGGUUGUUUGCAAAGUAACACCUGUUUUUAAAGAAAUGUUACUUAAAAAAUGCCUCAAAAUAAGUUAAAUCAUCGUUAUUGUGGCCUUUAUCAAAUACUUUCAUGUGCGUUGCAUCGACUUCUUUAUGUGUGGUUUAAGUAAAGGCCAAAUUUACCAGGUAAAUCUCAGUAAAGAUUUGAAUAAAAAGAUGUCUCCUCCCUCUUAAAGACUUUAUGGUAUUGCCCGGCCCAUUGAAAGUGUUAAUGAGACAGUGCCAUUAAUGUGUCGGUGGAGGUCAUUGUCUUUGGGAUGGGAUUUCCGUAUUUAGGUUUCACUGUUAUCAAUCACUGUUAUUGUUCUGUGUCAUUCAAAUGCAGACGACGCAUUAAAUAUAUAUAUGCACGUGCGCUUUAACUUCCGCAUGGUUUGUCUGGGAGAGAUGCUGUCCCACAGACUCAUUAGAUUGGCUGAGGGGAGGAAGGGGUCCUGGGAACGAAUCGGAGAGGAAGUGAGGGACAUUUUUGGGGUAGACAUUGUGUAGUGCUCCCAGCAGGGGAAGAUAAACUCCUGAACAUCACAGCACUUAAACACUUCCUUUCACACACCUCUGUCAGAGCCAAAUCAUCCUACGGGUUUAAAUUUUACACUUUGACUCUCAUGUAAAUCUAUCUAUCUAUCUAUCUAUCUAUCUAUCUAUCUAUCUAUCUAUCUAUCUAUCUAUCUAUCUAUCUAUCUAUCUAUCUAUCUAUCUAUCUAUCUAUCUAUCUAUCUAUCUAUCUAUCUAUCUAUCUAUCUAUCUAUCUAUCUAUCUAUACAGACUAUCAGCCAAUACACACAGACUCCACAACCAAUCCAAUCUCAUGUUCCCACGAAGAUCCGCCCUCACUCAAAUGAGCCUCAGACAAUGGAGUAUAAAUACACCUAUGACUGACCUACUCCAUCAUUUCCUUGGACCGACUCUUCCAGUCACUCAUCCUAAGCAAGCACUCUGGACUAUGACCCCACCUGUGCCCGCUCUACUGCUGCUCCUGCUUGGCCACGGCAUCGGUGCCAUACCCAGUGAGCACUGGGAACAUCAGGGCACCUCUCGUUGUGUGCCCAUCCCGACCAACAUGGCUCUGUGCCAGGGCCUGGGCUACAACAUCAUGCGGAUACCCAACUUACUGGGACAUGAAUCGCCAGCCGAAGCAGUCCAGCAGAGCACCAGCUGGCUGCCGCUCCUCGCCCGCGAAUGCCACCCGCACGCCCGAAUCUUUCUUUGCUCGCUGUUUGCACCCGUGUGCCUUGAGAGGAUCAUUUCACCAUGUAGAAGUUUGUGCGAGUCUGUACGGGACAGCUGCGCCCCCAUCAUGAGCUGCUAUGGUUACCCCUGGCCUAGGAUCCUGCAAUGUGAUCAGUUUCCCAAAGAUCACCUGAUGUGCAUAUCCUCGGUUCCUCAUAUGCAUAAUGGCACCAGCAAUGAAGGAAGAGUGGUGCCGCGUGCUAGCUGCACAGACUGCGAGUUAGAGGAGGCUACAUCAUCCAAAGAGCUGCUGGGUCUAUUCUGUAAAAGCGACUUUGUGGUCAAAGUGCGCUUAUCCAAACUGAACUCCAGCAGCUCUGUCCUGACAAUUUUCUCCUUGGGUUCUCGGGUCGAAGUUCUGAAGCACGGUCCACUGCUGGGAGGGGAAAUGAGGAGUCGCCUGACAAUGUGGCUAGAGCGAGACGCCACCUGCGUGGGCAACCUGACCCGCCGCCAUCCUAAUGGGGGUACCUUCCUGUUGACGGGCAACGUGACCGGAAGGAGACUGCUGGUCACGAAAGCCUUUAGCUGGGGAAAACGCCAGCGGCACAUCAACCAGGCUGCCCGCAAAUGGAAAAGCCACCGGUGUAGAGGGUGAAUAGUGAAUUUUGGGAGUGUGUGUAUCUUAUAGUGUUCAUAACUAUUGUAAAUAAUAGAAGAUACUUGUUUUAUAUAUUUUUUAAACUUAAAAUAAUAAACAAUUUCAAUUGUUUUUGAAGAUGGAGUCCAUGUGUCAAUUUAAUGUUGCAAAUUUUAAAGGUGCCAAAGAAUGCAUUGAAAUUGUUCUCUGAUAUCUACAUGGAAGGUAUGUGGCUUUAUUAAGUGCAAAAAUUAUCCAAAGACAGUUUUACAUGUCAUUUACAACCCUAGGAUUUGCCCUUAGAAUGAAAUGGUCCAUUAUUUCCUUACUUGAAAGGGUCAUAAAUAAUAAUGUUGAGCUCUGCUCUGAUUGGCUGUUUCUCAGAGCAGCUCAUUUCAGUAGCUCGUGUGUGUGUGUGUUUAAACAGACCUUAUGUUUGAGUCUGUAUCAGACGAAGAUAUAGAAUUUAAGGAAUAAUCAAUUAUUUGGAGAUUGUUAAUGGACGUUUCUGAGUGGUAAGUUUGUGUUUUUUUUUUCAGUAUAGACCUGCAAAACUUAACUAUAACAUCAAUAGUAAAACUUUAGCCUAAAUGCUAGCAUUAACUAGCAUAUAGCGCUACUUUAACAGUCACAACUUUGUUUUUAACAUUGUAAUAACAUAGAACUUAAUUAAAUGUGUAAUUUAAUGUUGGGGCGUACAUCACGACUGUAACGUCACAGUUGGUGUUAUGUUGAGAUUGGCCAGUUUUCCAGAGGUUUUUUUGCAUGCACAAGGUUUACAUAAGGAGGCUCACAAUAUGUCAUUAGCAGAACUCUU
Messenger RNA from Misgurnus anguillicaudatus (oriental weatherfish), 3319 nucleotides. RefSeq names its product secreted frizzled-related protein 5. NCBI's taxonomy places the organism in Eukaryota, Metazoa, Chordata, Actinopteri, Cypriniformes, Cobitidae. Gene Ontology annotation, molecular function: Wnt-protein binding. The record is from RefSeq and is a predicted model, not a curated record. Gene Ontology annotation, biological process: non-canonical Wnt signaling pathway; canonical Wnt signaling pathway.